Molecule: messenger RNA, 1333 nt
Organism: Python bivittatus (Burmese python)
Lineage: Eukaryota; Metazoa; Chordata; Lepidosauria; Squamata; Pythonidae
Source: RefSeq, a predicted model, not a curated record
UUUUGGAUUUCUCAAUAAUUUCUUCUCAUCUCUGGCAGGUUUCCAUCUGUUUGAAAAACUACCAUCAGUAGUCCCUGAAAGCUGCCUAUUGAUCUUUGUUGGCCUCAUCAUGGGAGGUAUUAUCUUUGGCUUAAAUGACAAGUCAUCUCCAGUUAUGAAUAGUGAUAUCUUCUUCCUCUACCUCCUGCCACCCAUUGUCCUGGAUGCAGGCUAUUUCAUGCCAAGUCGCCCAUUUUUUGAGAAUAUUGGAACAAUCCUCUUGUAUGCUGUGGUGGGAACAAUCUGGAACGUCUUUGGCAUUGGAUUCUCCCUCUAUGGGAUAUGUCAGGUGGAUGCCUUCCAGCUGAGUGAUAUCUCCUUGCUUCAUAAUCUCUUAUUCAGUAGCUUGAUUGCAGCUGUUGACCCCAUUGCUGUCCUCUCAGUCUUUGAGGAGAUCCAUGUCAAUGAAAAGCUUCACAUUUUGGUAUUUGGGGAAUCUCUCCUCAAUGAUGCUGUGACAGUUGUGCUUUACAAGCUGUUCCGGUCCUUCUGUGAAAUGCCAACAAUCAGAGCUGCAGAUGUGUUUGUGGGCAUCGGGAAGUUUUUUAUGGUUGGCAUCGGUGGGCUCUUGGUAGGCCUUCUGUAUGCUGUGACUGCAGCCUUCACCACUCGUUUUACUAAAAAUAUCUUAGUGAUUGAACCCCUGUUCGUCUUCCUCUACAGUUACUUAUCCUAUCUCACUGCAGAAAUGUUCCAUCUCUCUGGCAUUGUGGCAAUAAUUUCUUGUGCCUUGGGCAUGAAGCGUUAUGUGGAAGCCAACAUCUCUCUCAAGUCCCACACAACUAUUAAAUACUUCAUGAAGAUGUGGAGCAGUGUUAGCGACACCCUCAUCUUUAUCUUCCUUGGUGUCUCCACCAUUGGGGACAAUCAUGAGUGGAGUUGGUCAUACAUUAGCUUCACACUUAUUUUCUGUCUCCUUUGGAGAGCACUGGGUGUUCUGGUGCUGACUUUCCUCAUCAACAGGUUGCACAUCAACACUGUCACGCCCAAGGACCAGUUCAUUAUUGCAUAUGGUGGCCUUAGAGGGGCCAUCUGUUUCUCCCUGGUGGUUUUGCUCCCUGACUUCCAGCGGAAGAAGCUUUUCAUUGCGGCAACCACAGUUGUUAUCCUCUUUACUGUCUUUGUGCAGGGGAUGACCAUCCGCCCCCUUGUUGACUUGCUACAUGUCACUCGAAAACAAGAAAAUGGUCCCACUGUGGGAGAACAAAUUCACAUCCGGUUCCUGGAUCAUUUGUUGGCUGGUAUUGAAGAUAUAGCGGGACACUGGGGACAGUAUUAUUGGAAAGACAAGUAA